Molecule: messenger RNA, 2233 nt
Organism: Amphiprion ocellaris (clown anemonefish)
Lineage: Eukaryota; Metazoa; Chordata; Actinopteri; Pomacentridae
Gene: slc48a1a
Product: solute carrier family 48 member 1a
Exons: 3
Coding region: 584-1018 (144 amino acids)
Biological process (GO): heme transport
Cellular component (GO): plasma membrane; lysosomal membrane
Molecular function (GO): heme transmembrane transporter activity; heme binding
Source: RefSeq, a predicted model, not a curated record
GGGCUUUGGUCUGUACAAAGAUAUUUAAAGAAAAAGUGAUAGAUAACUUUGUGGUAAAAUGGCUAAAAACGCAUCCAAAUGAUUAGGUUAUUCGACAUAGUAUCGCCAAGUCUUUUCUACGUCUUGUGUUGUGUGACUGUAUGAUACUUAUAGACCAGUUAAACCGAAGAAAAGUCGUCCUAAAGGGAGUGUUUUGGUCGUCUGCUGAAGACCGUAAUCCGCCGUGUGUUUUCUCGCGUACAGCUUGUUAUCUUUGCGGCGUCUGUCAGAUAAACACUUCUUUUGAUGCUACUUGUUAGCACAGACAGCUAGUGUUAGCUAGACAUUUAAACUGUGUCAGCGCUGUUUGGGAGACGUAAAUAGCUCACAAGCGGAUAUUAUUUAGCUAUUUCGAGAGCUAGUCUUGCUAACAGUGAUAUUCGUCGUUUUACUCCAGGCUAUUCGUCUGAAGGGGAUUUCACUUAGUCGUUUUAGUUUCGUUAAGGAUAUUACAUAAUGUGGCGGUAAGCUGUUGAUGUAGCCUCACAUCUGUUGACAGAAAUACGCUUUUAGACCGUCUUUAACGUUAGUAGCUGUGUUUACAAUGGGAAGCAGCAGGACAUACGUUAGCAUAGGAUAUGCUACCUUUGGUGCUGUGGUUGGACUUUCGGCUUUCUUGGUCUGGAAUAUCGCUUAUAAACAGCCAUGGACGGCGGCCAUGGGAGGCCUGUCAGGAGUUUUAGCGCUCUGGGCUCUUGUGACACACAUCAUGUACCUGCAGGACUACUGGCGCACCUGGCUCAAAGGUCUCAAGUUCUUCAUCGCUGUUGGAGUCCUCUUCUCAGUUCUGGCUGUGGCUGCCUUCAUUACCUUUCUAACUCUGGCCAUCACACAGGAGCAAUCUCUCACUGAUCCAAGGAGCCUCUACCUCUCCUGUGUAUGGAGCUUCCUGACCCUCAAAUGGUCUUUUCUCUUGGCUUUGUACUCAUACAGAUACCGCCAGGAGUUUGCAGACAUCAGCAUCCUCAGUGAUUUCUAGUCAGUACUGACUUCAUAGACUGCAUUGGACUUUAAGGGGUUUUAGGCAGCCAGCAGGAGCUGGUCAGUGAGCUUUUGUAACAAAAGUGGAGGAAAAGCAGACAUGGCUAGAUUAAACAGUCAUCUGACUUUAACCACACGGAGCUGCACUUGUUGCACUUGCUUAACAAGCUCUUUAUUUGUAUUGUAACCUGUUCUCCUACUUUUAAAGACCUAUAUAUUAUAGUUGUGUAAAAAGUCAAAACCUGUGAAGACUGGAACUGCUUUUAAAGGAGUUGCUGGAGGCUUUUUUGUGAAGAGAUAAGUAGGUGGUUUUUCAGACAGAUUUCAUUGUCAAACAGUAUGUGGAAGGAAAUUCCCAAUAUAAGAGGAUUUUAAUCCAGUAAUUAGUUGUUCAAAUGAAAACCAAAACUAAAACUUUCUACCUGAAUCAAUUUUAAUAGUAGGUUGACAGUGUUCGUUGGGAGUGCUUGAAUGUUUGCAUCUAAAUUAGCUUUUUAAUAGUUGGAGAGCCAAACUGCAGAAUACUCACAUCUCCAGAUUAUCAUUGCUGCAAUAUCGCCUAAAGGCUUUUAGCCCCCAUCAUCAUCAGUUUGGCAAUUUAAAAACAGUUUGUUUUUUUUUCCCAAAAUAGGCACCGAUAUGAAUAGCUGCACUCUGGUUUAAAGCAUACUUCUGAGAGAUGUUAAUGUACUCAGAUAAAAUCCUUCAUACUCUUUUCUUCACAUAAGUGAUAAGGAAGUGUUUGUCAUGCCUGAAGAAAAAGCAUUCAUGUGGGAUUCGUGCUUUGCAUCUUUUGUUCCACCAGAGGGAGAUGUGCUUUUCCUGUCAAUAGUCCGUUUGAAUAUUGUUACAUUCCCCUUUUGGAGAAAACACAAAUGUAUUUAAUAAAUAUUUGCACUUUAGUCUAUGAUGUUGAUGCCAUUGUUUUGCACAGAUUCUGAUGCAAUGGAGCAAAAUCAUGUUUUACACAUUGUCAUUUCUGUCUCACCCUUUAUAAUGUUACAGUACACUGUUUAUAUGCAUCAUUUUCCCCACCAAGUCGAAUUUUAUCAGUAAAGUUAAACUAGGCUUUGUAAUUGGUUUAGUUCCUGCUGUAGCUUACGUCUACCCUUUGCCAUAAAAUGUAAAAUUGUAUUUUUGUCGACGAGUGAAUGAAUGUGUGGAUGCUACAUGUAUAUAGAAACUGAACCAUUAAAGAUGCAUUUAUUGGUAA